GGAGGAGACGCGUCUAAAGAUACAAUAAGUUUUGGUCUUCUCUCAUCCCAUAGUCUCCAGACUCUCCACGCACUUGCCGCAAUCUCCACACGCCGAAGUCAUGUCCAGCCUCCCCUCUUUAGCUAACGUCAAGCUCGACCACGAUGGCGAAAGCCUCUGGCCUAACAUACUCAGCGCAGAACAAGCCGCUCUGAGGGCAGCUCCGACGAAGCCUCGCGCAGAGUGCAACGACCCGCUCAUUGGCAUUCGCGUUCUGGGAUUCUUGUUGCAGGAUCUUUGGCAACAUGACCAGCACUCCUUUGGCCUUAUUCCGUACAAAAGACUCGUCAAAGAGAUCGCCUCCUGCCUGUCAAUCUCCGGUCAGAUCAUCCCCGGUCAGAGCGAGGAAGAGGCUGAAGCGCAGUAUGUGAAACUCCAGAACCUGGGAUUGCAUUAUCGUAAUCACCUCAUCCGCGUUUUUUGUUCAAAUGGCAGUCCGAUCCCCGAAUGCUCCGAUCCCCCUUCUCCUCCAUCUCUGGACGUCGUUCGCGACAGGAUAUUGGGCGGGAUGAAGACCCCAACAACAGCGGGCGGUGCGCGUCAGAUUGGAUUCCUGCGGGAUGGAUAUUGCUGUAUGCUGACCGGGCAUUACGAUCUCGUUUCCGCCCUUCGUUACCCUGAGGUAAAGGAUCGUGCUGCCGCUGACGGUGUGAUCAAAACAGUUACGCAUUGUGCCGAUAUCUUUUCCGAGGCCGCGCAGGAUGGCGAGCAGAAGGCCAACUACGGAGCCAGCGUGUCAGCAGUUCUCCGAAUGUUUGGGCUUGACAAUGCGGCUGAGAACCUUGUGGGCCUCAACGUUCAUAAGCCUUUCAACGCCAUCACGAUGCGGGGCGAUCUACACACUCUUUACGACCUCCUGAAUUUUUCGCUCGAAGAAGUUAAAGGGGAGAAAGACAAGUACGAGAUCGUUUCUAUCAGAAACGAGGUAUUUGGGAUGGGGAUACCUAUUCCCCAGUUCGUCACCUUCCGGGUCGAUCCCGCCGUGAUAGCAACCUGCGAAAUGAAGCAAAUCGAUCCCCCUGCGCUGCCUUCACCCUCUCUCCUCGCCAUACGCGCUGCCUUUUCGCGUGUUGCGCACAUGUCGGGGGCCGCUGAGCAGGUCGACCAAAUUCUGCGUGAUCUGGAGGAUACGCCUGUGAUGGCAGAGGACGGCGGCAGUGCUCAUCUUCUCGAGUCGCGCCUGCUGCAGUUGUCGUGUGCUGUUUCUAUUGAGGCCUAGCAGCCCCAGGAGGUCCCUCUUCUCAUUUCCAUCGCGUCUACGACUGCAUAGAAUGAUUAUCGAAACAAUCUUCGUCGCAGAAUUUUGAAGA
Molecule: messenger RNA, 1349 nt
Organism: Mycena citricolor
Lineage: Eukaryota; Fungi; Basidiomycota; Agaricomycetes; Agaricales; Mycenaceae
Source: the annotation of a GenBank genome assembly